GAUCUACUCCGAGUCAAGGAGCAGACGGAAAGUGGUGGUUCAGUUGCGUUCGCUAGAUCGAAUAGCGGGGAAAUAAGCCAUGGAGAGUUCGCCGCCCACAAUCACCGUCCAGGUGAAGUUCGCCGGCCGAACCAUUCCGGUGGAACUCCCGACAUCCGCCUCCACCGCGGAGUUGAAGCUCCUCCUCCAGCCGCUAACCAACGUUCUCACCCGCGGCCAGAGACUCAUUUGCAAAGGAAAAGUUCUUGCCGAUGCCGCGAGUCUGAGCUCGAUGCAGGUGGGGGACGGAUCCAAGGUCAUGCUCAUCGCGUCGCAGGGUCUUCAUCAGGGGGAAGGCCCCAUCACUAAGAAUAGCAGUGGUCUGGCACCAAGUGCAAAAAGAACCUCAAAUGUUAAGGAUAAUCAAACACUAAAACCGGAGAUUAUCAGCAAAAGCCGAGCGGAGCGUUGGAAAAUAACCGGUGUCAUUGCUUUAUCUGGUUCCAGCUUGAAGGCAGUGCCUGAGGAAGUCUGGGACUGUGGCUCAUCCAUACGAGUACUAGAUGUCUGUAACAACUCAAUUGAAGCAAUUCCACAGAGAAUUGCUGCCCUUAAAUCAUUAAAUAAAUUGUUGCUAACUGCCAAUGACAUAUCUGAUGGGGGCAUCUGCUGGGAAGGUCUAUCAUGUGUUGAUACAUUAACAGUUUUAUCUUUAAGCCAAAAUCGAUUGGUUACUUUACCUCCAAGUUUGGGCACAUUGACUUUUCUACGUGAACUUCGCAUUGCAAAUAACAUGCUUGGUAGCCUACCUGUUGAAAUAGGUUUGCUGAAGCAGCUAGAGAUUCUUAUAGCAAAUAAUAAUAGGAUAACUUCGCUGCCUUCCUCUAUAGGCGAUUGUGAAUCUCUCUUUGAGGUUGACUUAUCAUCAAAUCUUUUAGCCGAGCUACCAAAGGCUUGUGGAAACCUUCACAAUCUUAAGACUCUGCAUCUAAGGAACAAUGGUCUUAAUUCCCUACCGCCGAGUUUAUUCAAGAAGUGCUGGCGGCUUACUACACUUGAUCUCCAUGGCACUGGAAUCACAAACGACAUUCUUCGACAGAUGGAGGGCUGGGAGGAGUUUGACGAACGUAGGCGGCAGAAGUAUCAAAAGCAGCUGGAUUUUCGUGUAGGAUCAUCAGGUGUUUUCGACGAGGGUGCGGAUGAUGAUAACGGGCAUGCAUAAGGUUUUGCGCUUCCAGUAUUGUCCCAGAGUUAUUCUAGAAUUGAACACUGACACAGAGCUGAUAUUAUUCCUCACAUUAUGGUCGUGUACUCCUUUCAAUUCGGAAUUACUUGUCGCAUAAAUGGAUACAAAAUGAUGUAUUUAAAACUAAAAUACAUCUAGAUACAUCUGUUCUUGUGACAAAUAUUUCCGGACAGAGGGAGUAUUCGUUUGUUA
Messenger RNA from Hordeum vulgare subsp. vulgare (domesticated barley), 1417 nucleotides. Its product is annotated as plant intracellular Ras-group-related LRR protein 8. Lineage: Eukaryota; Viridiplantae; Streptophyta; Magnoliopsida; Poales; Poaceae. Bases 80 to 1201 code for a protein of 373 amino acids. Gene Ontology annotation, molecular function: protein binding. The transcript is spliced from 10 exons. The record is from RefSeq and is a predicted model, not a curated record.